AUGAAUACGGACUGGAUCCUUGACAGCGGCUACUUGCCCCAUGCUGUCAUUAGGAUAGGCAUCCGGCGGCAGCUCCAGGAGCGCCUCGACUCUAUCGCGAGCACGUCUCUUAGCCUUGACUACGAGCGCAAGAUGACUUUCAUCGAGAAGCUUCGCACCCAACCCAUCGCCAUCGAAACCGCCACUGCCAACAAGCAGCACUACGAGGUCGGCACCGGCGUUCUCGCUGCAUGUCUGGGACCCCGCAUGAAGUACUCGUCCUGUUUGUACCCUAAGGGCCGCGAGACGCUGGCUCAAGCCGAGGUAGCUAUGCUGCAGACCUACGUCGAAAAGGCCGAGUUGAAGGACGGCAUGAGUAUUCUGGACCUUGGGUUGGUCGCCUUUUCCAUUAUCCCGGUCACAGCCUGCCUUUUUCGAAGGGAGAGAAGCUGCGGUUGGGGAUCAGGUGCGCUCUAUUUCGCCGAAGUCCUCCCCAACUCCAAGGUCACGGCUUUUUCCAACUCAAAGACGCAAAAGGAGUACAUUGACGCCAAAGCCAAGGAGAAGGGGCUCACGAACCUCACUGUCAUCACCGGCAACGUAGUUGACUACGAGUUUGACCAAGAAUCGUAUGACCGAGUUGUCUCCAUUGAGCUGUUCGAGCACAUGAAGAACUAUGAGCUGCUCAUGGCUAAGGUCGGGCGGGCACUGAAACCUGGCGGCAAGUUGUUUGUUCACAUAUUUGCCCACAAAACCACGCCAUACGACUACGAGGAGGGCUGGAUGACGACUCAUUUCUUCACCGGAGGCACCAUGCCAUCCACUGACCUCCUCCUUUUCUUCCAGAGGGACCUCAAAAUCCAAAAGCAGUGGUGGGUCAACGGCCAGCACUACUCCAAGACAUGCGAGGAUUGGCUAAGCAAAAUGAUCGCCCACAAGAAGGAGAUUUGGCCGCACCUGGUCGAGACGUACGGUGAACAGGACGCCAGCGUGUGGUACAACCGGUGGCAGAUAUUUUAUAUGGCGUGCUCUGAGCUGUUCGCCUACCAAGGCGGGGAUACCUGGGGCGUGGCGCACUACCUCUUCGAGAAGCCCAGCAACUGA
Messenger RNA from Colletotrichum spaethianum, 1083 nucleotides. RefSeq names its product (S)-coclaurine N-methyltransferase. The transcript has 6 exons. Bases 1 to 1083 code for a protein of 360 amino acids. NCBI's taxonomy places the organism in Eukaryota, Fungi, Ascomycota, Sordariomycetes, Glomerellales, Glomerellaceae. The record is from RefSeq and is a predicted model, not a curated record.